GACAGUGAACCACAGCCAACUUCAGUCCUGAUCAACGGGACCCUCAGGACCACACCAAUCUUAAUUUGACAUCCAUUCACUUUUAUUAGACUGUUUAAAAUAAAAUAAAUACAAAUAAAUCGUAAUUUUAACAGAAAAAUAAAGAAAAUGCAUACUUAACGGUAGUUAAACAUUUUAAAGGACAUACCGCGCUUACUGGAUUUUAUUUGCUCUGGAUGUUAAGGAUUCCCCACUUCUGCCGACUGAACAUUUAUGUCGCGUGGACGCGACACCGACGACAGCAUAGCGGUGGAUUUCUUGAUGUGAAUUUUGAAAGAAGUUUGUCGUUUCAAUGAAUCUUUCAGUCUAUACAAAACACCCGUCACGAUGAAUGAAGUUCUCAUCGGAUUUCACAUCUACUAGGUGCGAUUUAAACAGAGAAACUGACGGACAAAGAGUCAUCUAUCACCUGAACCAUCCCUCGAGGAUUCUCCUCUCUCGCUCGCUUUCUCUCUCCGAAGACCUGUUUCUCAUCCAUCCACAAGUACAUACUUCACCCACAAGACUUUACUUUGCCUUUGACAUUCAACUUUUUAAAAUAAUUUUGCCUUUCGUAUAGCACGUAGCAAAUGUGAUCCCUCAGGAUGCACCGCGUUUUAUGGCUCGACGGACACAGUAAAAGCCUGUAAUUGAAAACAAAAGCACACGCGAGCGUGAGAGACCUGGAAGCACCACACAUAAAGCUGCAAAACACUUUCAGGGGUUGGUGGUUGACAGCAGAAAUGGCUGCCAUAGCAGUUGUCCCCAACUACACCCCAUCAGUAUGGGUACGGUUAUGCCAUGCCAUUCCUCGCCUAGACCUGACCCUGCAGAUCCGAGAUAGUGUGUUCACGCCAGACAGCUGGGAGUAUCAGCAGACUCUUCUGGUCCUCUCCAGCUUUUCCGCCAUCGCUCUCCUCCUCUCGUUACUUGUCGUUCUUUCCUUCCUCAUCCACUACUGCUGCUGCCAUCGCGGUGAAGGGGGCAGGGAUGCAGAUGAAGAAGAGGAGGACGAUGAUGCCAGCGGUGGCCAUGGAUACGGCAGCAGAAAGGGGCGGGGCAUCUGUUGUGUCACAUGGGUAUCGGUCACGGCGGUGAUAUUGUGUUGUGUUGCCAUAGGCGUUGGUUUCUACGGCAACAGUGAGGCGAACGAUGGGAUGUAUCAGUUGACCUCAUCUUUGCUCACUGCCAAUUACACGCUGGCUUCCAUCGAUCUACUGGUUUCAGACACUGUGGCCGGGCUGCAGCAAUCUAUCUCAGGCCCCUUGACCUCCAUGGAGGACGUGUUUGGAGGACAUAAACCAGCUCUCAUACCCACGCGCUCCUGCAGGCGUCUGUCAGAGCGGGUGGUGUCUCUCCUUUCCAACCUGACACUGGGAAAAGGUCUGAUCCCUAUCAAUGAUGGUAUUUACAGGGCCAAUGGAAGUGAAAGCAUAGUGGGAGCCCUGACCCCAGCUCCUCCAUCUGUGACCCUCACCCUCAGUCCAUCCUCCAAUAACGUUCCUGUGCCAUUCGCUCCAGGCUGGGCAGCCAACACGCUCAUGGUAAAUGAAGACUACAGGUGGCUGUCAUACGUGCUGUUGCUUUUGCUGGAUUUGGUGGUGUGCUUCUUUAUUCUUCUUGGUUUGGCCAAACAGGCCCGCUGGCUACUUAUCCUGAUGACGGUGCUGACCUGGCUGGCUCUGUUUCUGAGUUGGGGUUCUCUCGGACUUGAGACCGCCACUGUGGUUGCCCUAAGUGAUUUCUGCUUUGACCCAAACACAUUUGUUCUGAACUCCACUCACUUCAACUCUAAGACAAGUACAGAAAUCCUGGACUACUACUUAACCUGCAACAGGAAAACGAACAGCCCAUUUCAGCAGCUACUGACCCAGUCCCAGAGAGCACUGUCCAGCAUUCACUCCCAUCUGUCCAAUCUGGAGAGAGACGCCCUUCCUCGCUUUCCAAAGGCAGAGAAGUCACUCAGGGAGGUACAGCAGAUCCUCAACUCUACUGAAGGCAACUUCCAUCAGCUGGUAGCUCUUCUUAACUGCAGAGGGCUGAACAAGGAUUAUGUUGACUCACUGAAGGGCCUGUGCUAUGAUGGGAUGGAGGGGUUGCUCUAUCUUUCCCUCUACUCGUUUCUCUCAGCUUUGGCAUUCACAGCCAUUCUUUGCUCGCUCCCUGGAGCCUGGAGGAGCUUUCACAGCGAUUCAGAGGAAUACGAGGACUCGGACAGCGAAAGCGAGGACCCCUUCACUUCUCAUCAGGCACGUAGACAGACGACCAUGGGCUCCCAGCGAGGGGGCUUGCCCCCAUUCUAUAAUUACCAGGGGACCGCCUGGACUCCCCCAUUUUCUAGCGCGCCACCUUUACCGACUCCAAACGUUUCCUCCAAUGGCAACCCUGGUUAUGAGAACCUGCCUUUGAGUGACAGGCAGUCCCCACCCCCCUCUUACUCUCCCAGCAUGCUGACUGGCUAUGGGGGCAGUCAAUCACGCCCCAACCCUGCCCAUUCCAGAAACAUGUACUCGCACUAAUGAUUUUUUAUGUAUAGUAGAGAAAAUGUAUAGGAAGGUUUAGUUUUCAUAUGGAUGGACACUUUAUGAGAUGAGAGACUAAUUUAAAAGAAAUUUUAAUUCUAGAUGUUAAAUAUCUGUGACGUCAGUACCAUUAAGUCCUGAAAGCAUCUGAGUUUAACCAACCUGAUCUCAUGGGAAUUCAUAUGUAUUUUACAAGUUGGCAAAUUUGUAUGAAGUAAAUUGUACUAAAAUACAAAUUAGUUAGCCAUCCUGUUAAAAUGCAGUGAGAUUGUGUUGGUGUAACCGAUUUGUAAAAUGACUGUAUGUUCAUUUAUUAGUCGUAUGGACCUAUCACUUUCUCUUCCUGUAGUGUCAUUGUGUAAAUCGCUCUGAGAUGGAAACAGGACGGUAUUGACGUUACACUAGUGGUCUAUUUUUAAAUGUACUGUAUAACCACUUUAAUUUUGUAGUUUUUAUAUUGUUAUAUGUAGUCACAGAUACAUAGUGGCAAUGGCACAAUUUCGUUGUAAAAUUAUGCAGUUUUCUUUUCACAUUUUUUUUUUAAAUAUUUGACAGGACCCUGUUUUAUAAGUGGCAGUUCUGUAUUACCUUGUAUACCUUCUGAUACUAUAAAAUACUGAUUUAUUUAUAUAAUAUAAAUAUAUAUUCAGUGUAUAAACGUUUGAUUGUUAAUGCCGUUUGAUGAUCAACAAAACAUCAGUAAAACAUUGUUGAGGGCUGGUGCCCAUUUCCUCUGCUGGCUCGAGCAAUACAACUGAGUUUUGCCAUUUGCAAACAAUGGCCAUAAUGUAAGCAGCAAUAAUCAUCAGGACUUGCAAGCACCAUUUGUCUCUGUGUGUGUGUGAGUAUAUACAGAUAUGGCUAUCAACCUGUUGUUAAUCCUUAAAAAUGAGUUUCUAUGGUUUAAUGCUCCUUUUGAAUGGCAUCCUUUUUCACUACAGAGUCUAAUAUAAAAGAAAUAAAAAUACAGUAACAAAA
Messenger RNA from Misgurnus anguillicaudatus (oriental weatherfish), 3518 nucleotides. The record is from RefSeq and is a predicted model, not a curated record. NCBI's taxonomy places the organism in Eukaryota, Metazoa, Chordata, Actinopteri, Cypriniformes, Cobitidae.